AGGGACCAGGAUGCCUCCUGAGGGCAAGAUUAGCUGGUGCUACUUUGCAUGGUGUAGGCUUUGGAGUGGGGGGAAGAGGAGGAGGAGCAGCAGCUACUGCCGAAGCCUAUAUUUACUCUUGGGAGACUCAUGGGCAAAAUCCGUUUAAAUGCUUUUUAAGAGAUCUCAGAUCCCCAGCAGCAACUGUGCCUCGGGGUGUUGCAAAAGCUCAGAGUUCACCGGCGAACCUCCCUGACAUUACAUCUAGCCACCAGGAAGGAGGAAGGCUUCGGGACCUGUGUGUUGCAUACUUAAAAACUAUACCCCCCCUUCUGACAGAGACUUGAGAAGCAAGAUCCUCCCUCGGUGGUGACGAUGAAUGGCUACUUGGAUGAACUGGACAUCACAGUAGUGGAGGAGGGCUUUACCACCAAGGACCUUCUGGAGGGCCUCCUAAAAGAGGCUUCCCAGAGCGGUAGCCAAGAAGCCUUCUUUGUGGCAGAUCUUGGAGAUGUGGUGAAGAAACAUUUGCGCCUCCUCAAAGCUUUGCCCCGUGUCAAGCCCUUCUAUGCUGUGAAAUGUAACCGCAGUAAGGGAGUGGUCCAGAUGCUGGCAAGCCUGGGGGUUGGAUUUGGAUGCACCAGUAAGCCAGAGCUGGCACUGGUGAAAAGUGUCGGAGUCUCAGUGGACAGAAUCAUCUGCACGGGCCCCUGCAAGCAGAUGUCCCAGAUCAGAUAUGCAGCCAGCCAAGGAGUGCAGCUGAUGACUUUCGAUAAUGAAGUGGAACUCGGGAAGGUAGCGAGGAGCCACCCAACUGCUAGAAUGAUUUUGAGUCUGGCAACUGAUGAGUCCAAGUCCCCUGGCUGUCCAAGUGUGACGUUUGGUGCCACCCUGAAAUCCUGCCGGCAUCUCCUAGAGACUGCAAAGGAUAUGAACAUGGAGGUGGUUGGAGUCAGCUUCCACAUCGGAAGAGGCUUUACCGAUACUCAGAUCUUCACUCAGUCCAUAGCAGAUGCUCGCUUGGUCUUUGAAAUGGGUGCAGAAUUGGGCUACAAGAUGCGCCUCUUGGAUAUUGGAGGUGGAUUUCCUGGUGCCAAAGAAGCCAAAGGAUGCUUUGAAGAGACAACAACUGUGGUCAACUCUGCAUUAGACCUGUAUUUCCCAGAAGGCUGUGGGGUGGAGAUCAUUGCAGAACUGGGACGCUACUACGUGGAUUUGGCCUUUACCUUUGUGGUCAACAUUGUUGGCAAGAAGGAAGUUCCCCUGGACCAACCAGGCUCUGAUGAUGAGGAACCUGGAGGCAAGAAGAGCUUCGUCUACCACCUGAACGACGGCGUCUAUGGCUCGUUCAGUUCUGUCAUCUUCAACAACACAUGCCCUGUCCCAGUCUUGCACAAGAAGCUGUCUCCUGAUCCCCCCUUGUACAACAGCAGCCUCUGGGGUCCUACGGGGGAUAACCUGGACCGCAUUGCAGAGGGCAUGGAACUCCCUGAACUGCAUGUUGGAGACUGGCUGAUCUUUGAGACCAUGGGGGCCUACACGGGACCAGCUUCUUCUUCUCUCAGCGGAGAGCAGCCAGCACGGAUCUACUAUGCCAUGUCUAGGGUGGCUUGGGAAGCAGUCCAACUCCUGCAGGGGAAGCUGCUCCUGCCGGAAGAAGAGGACCAGGAGAGCACAUGUGCCCCAUUGUCUUGUGGCUGGGAGAUCACGGAGACCCUGUGCGUGACUCCUGUCUUUGCUCCAGCAAGCAUCAUGUGAGCUGCACAUAUCAGUCACCACCAGGGAGGGGAGACGGUCCUCCCAACAGAUUUCUGCCACACUUCCUCUCUCAACAGCCUUCCUGCCUCCUUGAGUAGGAGCUUGUCCCCCCUCCCAAUGCUGUGUGGUUUUUAAGUAUGCAACAUAAAUCCUGUUCCUCCUGACGCAUGGUCUUGCUGCUGUGUUUAUCUGCAUGCACCCACGAUCCCUCACUACUAUCCUGCGCUGGCCAGGAUCCCCCUCCUUGAACCCAAUGGGUUGGAGUGGGGUCAGUCAACCCUCCCUGACUCCUUUGGAAAUUUCUAGCAUAGCCUGGCUCAUGAUGGCCUUGUGUCUUCACCUCACUUGACAGCAGAUAUUCACAGGGGCAGGCAGGGGGACUUUUAAAAAAUGCAUUCUUGAUGUCACUUUGUUACACUGUUUCCAGGCUGGUUCUAAUCAACACAUCCUCAAACUUGAGAACCACCCCGCCCCACCGCCUGUCCCAUUUUUACAUCUGUUUGCAGCCCACUGUUCAUAAGGUUGCCUGGCAGAGGUGUUAUAAGUCCUCUGGCUAGCUGCCACGCUUUAUUUAUUUAUUUGCUUUAUUUGUAGUUCACCUUUCUCACUGAGGUGGAUCAUAUAGUGUGGCCCAUUAUGCAUGGAAUACUUAUCUCGGGGCUUUUCAGGGGCUCUUCAGUGCACAGUGGGCUUGCAGAGGAAUCUCCUCUCGUUUUUCUAUUUACACAUGAGGAGCCAUUGUCUGCCUGCUCUGAAGCUAGCUUGCUGGUCUCAGUGGGCCUCUGCAGCUUUUCCUGCUUCUCUUAACUCCGCCUAUCAAUUCCUCUUAAAGGCACAGAUCUCAUCACACCCAUAAUUGCAAGAUAAAGGGCACUGUUAAAGCACUUUAAAUUGCAUUUAUAUCGACAUGCCUGUGAUAGCAAGCAUGUCAAUAUUGUAGAUCCUUUCCUGGCGUAACCCCCACCAAAAAAAGAAAGAGGCAAAGCCAUUCCCUGGACCACACACUGCUGAAGAUGGGGACUUUGUACAAAAUCCCCCUUCUCUUCUACACUCUCUCUCUCUCUCUCUCUUUCUCUCUCCCUGCCGCUGCUGCAACCAGAAAAAUUGUGUUAAAAUGCAGCCUUGUUUGAAUAAAGUUGCAAAAAGCCCUCCUGAUCAUCAGGGAGGGCAGAAGCAGAGCAGUGUGGGGGGUGGGGUAAGGGCAAAAAGUGACCCUGCUUGUGUUGUUCUUAUCAGUGUAUUGCUACAAGUGUUGCACGGAUCUGCAACCUGUGUGCUAAAAAAAAAGAUGGGGGAGGUCAUCACCUUUGGAUCAGAACAGAACAAUGCAUUGUGGAUAUGUAUUCCCUCUACCCAGAGGUUCCGAAAGAGCCCAGAGAAAUGUUGGGAGUUUUUGGCAACAAAUACAACUGUCAGGCUUUAGAAAAGCCCCUUGAAUUGCCCUUUUUCUUCUGUGGUGGGUCCCUCAACUCCUGUAUGAGGAACAGAAAUCUACUACACCCCCCAUUUCCUUUCACUGCAUUUCCACUCCCAGGGAAAAGGUUCAGUUGUUGAAUUUCAACUUGGCAUAUUGACAUUAAAGAUACAAGAACUCUGUGUACCUAUGUAAACACCAUCAAGUCGCAACUGAUUUAUGGUGACCUCAACAAGGGUCUUUCAAGGCAAGUGAGAAGCAGGGGUGAUUUGCCAUUGGCUUCCUUGGUGGUCCCCAAGUACUGAUCCUGCUUGGAUUCCAAGAUCUGAAGAGAUCCCCAUCUGUAUCAUGCCAUGUUCCCUCCUACAGGAGAUCUACCAGAAAGAACAGGUGGCAACCAAAGAGAUUUCCACCUGUUAGUGAAUAUCUGGUGCAGUUCAGUGUAUAGCAUCCUCUCGAUUACAGAUGCGUAUGGAUGUCCUGAAUACUGUUUCCACACAUACCCCAAAAGGAGUUUGCACAGAUCUCUGUAGGAGGCUUGUAUGCUUUUUGUUGGAUCUGAGCUACUCCCUCACCACAUCUGAAGCAGUAAGCCCCCACUGGCCACAUUAAAGAGGAAUGUCCAUAUCAAUUUGCACUCAUUCUGGGUGUGAUUUAUGGCUUUCUUGGAGUUUCCUCUUUGAACUGGAGGAAAAAAUAAACUUGUUUUUCUCUUA
This is a messenger RNA of Sphaerodactylus townsendi, 3867 nucleotides long. RefSeq names its product antizyme inhibitor 2 (gene AZIN2). Gene Ontology annotation, cellular component: cytoplasm. Lineage: Eukaryota; Metazoa; Chordata; Lepidosauria; Squamata; Sphaerodactylidae. The record is from RefSeq and is a predicted model, not a curated record. Gene Ontology annotation, molecular function: catalytic activity. The transcript is spliced from 11 exons. Bases 355 to 1737 code for a protein of 460 amino acids.